This is a messenger RNA of Cryptomeria japonica (Japanese cedar), 495 nucleotides long. RefSeq lists its product as uncharacterized. The transcript has a single exon. Gene Ontology annotation, molecular function: RNA-DNA hybrid ribonuclease activity; nucleic acid binding. Lineage: Eukaryota; Viridiplantae; Streptophyta; Pinopsida; Cupressales; Cupressaceae. The record is from RefSeq and is a predicted model, not a curated record. The coding region runs from base 1 to 495 and encodes 164 amino acids.
AUGACCAAAUGGUUAGCCCCAAAUCCCUCUUGGCCUAAAUUAAAUUUUGAUGGGUCAGCUCAAAAUACCUGGCAAGCGAGAGGUGGAGUUAUUCAUGAUCAUCAGGGGACUACUAUUGCUGCCUAUGCGAGUAGCCUGAAGAAUCAUAAUGUCACUCAAGCUGAGGGAAUGGCUCUCCUAUGGGGGCUGAAGUUCACCACUGCUAUAGGUAUUAGACAAUUGGAAAUCGAAGGUGAUUCUAAAGUAAUUAUGGAAGUUGAUAGUGGUAGAUCUGUAGUGGGUUGGAAAGUGAAAUCUAUUUGGAGGGAUGCAAGAAUGUUUAUGGCUAACCUUGACUGUUUCACUGUCCGCCACAUUUUCAAAGAAGGGAAUGCGACUGCUCACUCUAUGGUUGUUGUUGGUAGGUUGCAAGACGGCUUACGGUGUUGGAGGAACACUGAUCUUCUGCCAGUGAUCACCAAGGAGAUCUUGGAGAAAGAAAAAACUAAGUCUUAA